AUGGCCACCUUCAGCAAAGCGUCCUUCGACUCCGUCCGCUACGCCGCCGCACGCCCGACCUAUCCCCGCCAGCUCUUCGACGCCGUCCUGCAGUACCACGCCCGCUCGCCCGCCGCGCAGUGGCUCACCGCCGUCGAUCUCGGAUGCGGAACAGGCCAGGCAACGACCGAGCUCCGCGCCUUCAAACACGUCAUCGGCGUCGACCCCAGCCCAAACAUGCUCGCCCAGGCCCGCGCCAACGUCACCGCCUCCUCCAACGCUAACGCCAACGACCCCGACGCCUCCAAUGCCAACGCGAGCGACGCCAACGCCAACGCCAACGCCACCACGCAGUUCGAGUUCGUACAAGCCCCCGCAGAGGACCUCUCCUUCCUCAAAGACGCCUCCGUCGACCUGCUCAUAGCCGCACAAGCCGCGCACUGGUUCGACUGGAACAAGAUGUGGCCCGAGGCAGCCCGCGUCCUGCGUAAAGGCGGCAGCGUCGCCUUCUGGGGCUACUCCGAGUUCCGCCUCCCGCACUACCCCUCCCUCACCCCCCUCAUCUCCACAUUCACCCAGGGCCCCGACCCCGCCUCCUCCCUCGGCCCGCACUGGCAACAACCCGGCCGCGCGAUCCUCGACAACCACUUCCGCGACGUGCCCGUCCCGACCGCCGUCCUCCCCGACAAAUUCACAGCCUGGCAACACGUCUUCUACACCGGCCCCCACCACCCCCACCUCCCCGCCCCGCGCCCCGUCCUCCUCCACAAACGCGCCCCCUGGCCCGCCCUCCUCGCCUACCUCCACACCGCGAGCGCCCUCCACACCUUCCGC
This is a messenger RNA of Heterobasidion irregulare TC 32-1, 813 nucleotides long. RefSeq lists its product as uncharacterized. Gene Ontology annotation, molecular function: S-adenosylmethionine-dependent methyltransferase activity. The transcript has 5 exons. Lineage: Eukaryota; Fungi; Basidiomycota; Agaricomycetes; Russulales; Bondarzewiaceae. The annotation marks the transcript as partial. The record is from RefSeq and is a predicted model, not a curated record.